This is a messenger RNA of Oncorhynchus tshawytscha (Chinook salmon), 1473 nucleotides long. RefSeq names its product palladin. Bases 229 to 1257 code for a protein of 342 amino acids. NCBI's taxonomy places the organism in Eukaryota, Metazoa, Chordata, Actinopteri, Salmoniformes, Salmonidae. The record is from RefSeq and is a predicted model, not a curated record. The transcript has 2 exons.
GCCAGACACAGUGAGCGGUCAGAUGCUGGGACAGAUGGGACAGCAGGCCACACUGGAGGAACCACUCAAGUAGACCUCGACCUGCUCACAGUGCUCGCACUCACUGCCCGACCAAAAAAGCUACUCUGCUGGGAAAAUACGCUUCUGUCUAUUCUCACAGACAUAUAAUCUUAACAGCAAACUGGAACUACUAGACUGGGACAAUACCUUUGGACAAAAACUUAAAGGAUGCAGGACGGGAGAUUGAAUCAGUCCCUCCCCCUCUCUCUGCUUAUGAAGGAUGGGGGCAGGGUUCUAGAGGGAGACGGAGGGGUGUUCUCAGAGACGUCGUCUGAUGGGGAUCUAUACCUGGACUCUAUGGCGGAUAUGGACGCCGGAGUUGGGGACUUUUCAGAUCUUACCGCCUUCCUCAGCCAAGACGAGAUCAACCGCAGCCUGGACCUGGCUCGGGAGGCCUUCAGUGAUGCAGAAGACCGGGGGGUCACUGUCUCUCCUAUUCCCAGAACCCAGGAGCCGGCUCUCUACUUCCCCUCCCCCACCCCCUUCAACACCACAGAAUACCUGACCAAAAGCCCCAGCUUCCCCCACCAAACCAAAGCCCACUCCCCAGAUGACAGUCACUCAGUCAAAGUCACCUCCAGCCAGAGUUUCCACCUCAGCAGGCCCAUACAGACCACAUGCGAAGCCAUGGCCUUGCCUGAGAAGUUUGUCUGCCACAAGAACAUCACCCCAGUCUACAAGCAGGACAAGCCCCGACUGGUCCACGAGGGCUUAGAGCUGAAUGAACGGGCUGCCUCCGCCACUGAGUUCUGUAGCCGUGCUGCCACCUUCAUCGAGGAGCUGUCCUCCAUCUUUAAAGGCUCCGCCCGGCCGGAGCAAAUGGGGGAGGAAGACUCCUCCUCUCCCGACAGCGGGUAUCUGUCUCCUAAGAGCCACUGGCUGGCCCCCCAUGGCUCUGCCUCUGUCCCCCCACAGCCUCUCAUCCAACAGGGGGCACCACAGCAGUGUGAGCCAGGCUUGGGUAUCCAGCCAGCAAGCAUGAUGGGUGGAAUGGGUGUGACGGGUGUCCCUUCUCUGAGUGUGACGGGGGUUCCAAUUGUCUCCAAUCUGAUGAGUGUGAAUGAGUUGAUGGGGAAGCAGCAGCACAGUGGAGCACAGUUGAUGGGGGAGCAGCAGCACAGUGGAGCCCAGUUGAUGGGGGAGCAGCACAGUGGAGCCAAGUUGAUGGGGAGCAGCAGCACAGUGGAGCCAAGUUGAUGGGGAGCAGCAGCACAGUGGAGCCAAGUUGAUGGGGAGCAGCAGCACAGUGGAGCCCAGUUGAUGGGGGAGCAGCAGCACAGUGGAGCCACGUUGAUGGGGAGCAGCAGCACAGUGGAGCCAAGUUGAUGGGGAAGCAGCAGCACAGUGGAGCCAUGUUGAUGGGGAGCAGCACAGUGGAGCCAAGUUGAUGGGGAGCAGCAGCACAGUGGAGCC